This is a messenger RNA of Choloepus didactylus (southern two-toed sloth), 3514 nucleotides long. RefSeq names its product ELAV like RNA binding protein 2 (gene ELAVL2). Gene Ontology annotation, molecular function: RNA binding. The transcript is spliced from 8 exons. Gene Ontology annotation, cellular component: ribonucleoprotein complex. Bases 181 to 1350 code for a protein of 389 amino acids. NCBI's taxonomy places the organism in Eukaryota, Metazoa, Chordata, Mammalia, Pilosa, Megalonychidae. The record is from RefSeq and is a predicted model, not a curated record.
GGUCGAAAACAUUUAUUUUUAUUUGCUUCUUUUAAGCCGAGCACAGUUUAGGUUUCGUGCUGUCUUAAGAGAAUUAUCCAGCAGCUUCUUGCUCAUCCUUAUUGGGAGAACUGCACCGUUACUUUAAAAACACACAUACACAAAAACCUUAAGGGAGAAAGACGGCAACUCCAAACUAACAUGGCAGUCAGACUGUGUGAUGUGGCUUCUCUGCUUAGAAGUGGUUCGUGGGCAGCAGAGCCUUGGACCGGGCAGGUAAUUGCUGCCAUGGAAACACAACUGUCUAAUGGGCCAACUUGCAAUAACACAGCCAAUGGUCCCACCACCAUAAACAACAACUGCUCAUCACCAGUUGAUUCUGGGAAUACAGAGGACAGCAAGACCAACUUAAUAGUCAAUUACCUUCCUCAGAACAUGACACAGGAGGAGCUAAAGAGUCUUUUUGGGAGCAUUGGUGAGAUAGAGUCCUGUAAGCUUGUAAGAGACAAAAUAACGGGGCAGAGCUUGGGAUAUGGAUUUGUGAACUACAUUGACCCUAAGGAUGCAGAGAAAGCUAUCAACACGCUGAAUGGAUUGAGACUUCAAACCAAAACAAUAAAAGUGUCCUAUGCUCGACCAAGUUCAGCUUCUAUCAGAGAUGCAAAUUUAUAUGUCAGUGGACUUCCAAAAACUAUGACCCAGAAGGAGUUGGAACAGCUUUUCUCACAAUAUGGACGCAUUAUUACUUCCCGUAUUCUUGUUGACCAGGUCACUGGCAUAUCAAGGGGUGUAGGGUUUAUUCGAUUUGACAAGCGGAUUGAGGCAGAAGAAGCUAUCAAAGGCCUAAAUGGCCAGAAACCUCCUGGUGCCACAGAGCCAAUCACUGUAAAGUUUGCUAAUAAUCCAAGCCAAAAAACCAACCAGGCCAUCCUUUCCCAGCUGUACCAGUCUCCCAACAGAAGGUAUCCAGGACCGCUAGCUCAGCAGGCACAACGUUUUAGGUUGGACAAUCUGCUCAAUAUGGCUUAUGGAGUAAAGAGUAGGUUUUCUCCAAUGACCAUUGAUGGAAUGACCAGUUUGGCUGGAAUUAAUAUCCCUGGGCACCCAGGAACAGGGUGGUGUAUUUUUGUGUACAACCUGGCUCCUGAUGCAGAUGAGAGUAUCCUGUGGCAAAUGUUUGGGCCUUUUGGAGCUGUCACCAACGUGAAGGUCAUCCGUGACUUUAACACCAAUAAAUGCAAAGGUUUUGGAUUUGUGACUAUGACAAACUAUGAUGAGGCUGCCAUGGCGAUAGCUAGCCUCAAUGGAUACCGUCUGGGAGACAGAGUACUGCAGGUCUCCUUUAAGACAAACAAAACGCACAAAGCCUAAUGAGCUCUUGUCCUCAGUCCAUUUAUAUAUGAAAACUAUACAACAAAGGCAAGUUAAGAGAAACUUUAUACAUUAGUAAAUGUCUUUGUAAGUCAGUGUUGAGAUGGGGAUAAAACGACUACUUAGCAUCCUAAGAAAUAUGUGAGAUUUUUUAUUGCUAGUAUUUGAAUUAAAACUUCUUAAAUAUCUUUUAUGUUUGAAUAUGGACAAGAGGUACAGGGUUUUUACCUGUCACAUUGCAUUCUAUUGCCUUCUUUGAAGAAGGUGGACCUUUUAAAGUGUUUCAGCUAAGGGAAGACAUUUCUUUUCUUUUUACAUAACUGCCUUGAACCUGUGAGUAAAUAUUGAGGCAUUGUGUUGUAACUCUUCAGUUGGUUGUGUCUUUUUUUUCCCCCUUCGUUUUUCUUUUUCUGAUUAGCUUUGUGUUUGGUUUACAUUUAAAGCACUGCUGUUAUGUCUGUUUAAGAAAAGUAUUUUGAAGUUUACAUUUUUAUUUAUAAAGUUAAAAACAGUAUUUAUUUUGUAAUUAUGAUUUGGGUUGGGGAAGGGGGGGGCUACAUUAUAAACGCUUAUUGUAAGAAUAUUGGAGAACUUUUCGUAAAGCAGUACCUUGCCAAAGAGAUAAGAGCCUCUUUGAUGUGGGUUUAAAAAAAGCAUCUAUUUUUAUAAAAAAGAAAAUUUGGAGAAACUUUUUACUGGUCCUGGAACAAAUAUUUUGACUUGAAUACUUUGAGAAAUCUCUUCAUAUGACACCUAGUGAGCUUUUAAAAUUUACCAGGAAAUUUGCAGUGGUUGGAAAAUUUAGAAAGAUUUAUGAUGUAGAAAAUACUUUUGAGAUCUUUGUAUGAAAGGAGUAGAAUCAAUGGGGGAAACACUGCUGGUUUCAUUUUUGUAAUCACCAGUGGAGCGUCUGAUCAUCCUGGUUAUUAUGUGAUAGGUGGCUCACAUUGAUUUGUGAUUUUGAAACAAAUGAAAAAAAUUUACAAAAGAAUAUAUAAUAGCAGGCAAGAAAUAUAAAUUACCAAGAGAUGGGGGAAAAAUCUGUUCUUCCUAAAGAAAUCCCUUCAGAUAGAGCUCAUGGUGUUUAGUGAUGUACUUGCAGUAUUGUUUGAAGAAUUGUUUUGUCUUAAGGAAAAAAAGAUGUUGCACAUGAUUUGUACUGCAGCAAAUCGGCAAAAGUGAUCUGAGUUGGAUAUAUUUGAAGGUAUUUUGAAAGUUAUGUUCAAGGCUAACACCUGAGCUUUGUGUAAUGUAAAUAAGACCUUGUGUUUAUGAACCUUUCAGCUAAUUUGAUUUUUUUUUCCCUUACAUGCCAAGUGAUGUUCGGGUUUUGAAUGUUUUUGUAUCAGUUUUUUCCUUUGUAAAUGGCAUUAACAUUGUUACUUGAGGUCUUGCUUAAUCACUUUUGUUGUCCUGAGGACUUGAAUUUACAGUGCAUCAGAUUUGUUGCUAAUUUUGUCUGUAGAUAGUCUAGCUUCAGCUGUUUAUGGUGAUGCUACAUUUUCGUUUAUAAAUAUGUUUGUGGUAAAAAAAAAAAAAUGAGUAUAACCAUAGGUUUUGAACAAAUUUCCUUACAUUUUUCAUACAAAAAUCAUAAAUAUCUGUAUGCUGUUGAAAUUUAACUUUGUAUGAUGCUUAAACCACUAUUUGGGGAAAUAAUAAAAUAAGUCUUUACCAUGUAUGAAAGAAAUUUUAAAAAUACAAAAUAUUUUCUGAUUAGCAUCUAGCUUAUAAUAAAUUUUCAAAAAAGCUGAAGGCAAAAAAUGCCUUCAUCAGGAUGCACUGAGAACUAUAUAGUUACGUCCUGCUUUUUGUAUAAACUGAGAUGCUCACAUGCUUCCCCUUAGAACAAGCAAUGUGCUAUGCAUAACAUAGUUGUACAUUAUCUUUGCAGUUGCUUUGAGUUUUAUUUUUUAUUAUUUAAAAUUGUAGUUAUAAAAUUUUCAGUAUAGUACAGUACAUAUACUGUGAGGCGCGUGCUAAAGUGAAUAAGCGAGUUUUCAUGCUGACCCACUCAAUGCUAUUCAGAAAUCAAUUGGCUUAGCACUUUCUCAUAUCCUUAGGUGCAUUUAGAUGGUCACAGUUAACCUGCAUUUAAAAAAAAGAAAAAAAAAAAAACUAAAAAAUAAAAUACAUGUAUAUACUUUAAAAAAAAAUAAAAUAA